This is a messenger RNA of Rhagoletis pomonella (apple maggot), 835 nucleotides long. RefSeq names its product 39S ribosomal protein L12, mitochondrial (gene mRpL12). Lineage: Eukaryota; Metazoa; Arthropoda; Insecta; Diptera; Tephritidae. The record is from RefSeq and is a predicted model, not a curated record. Gene Ontology annotation, cellular component: ribosome; mitochondrial large ribosomal subunit. Gene Ontology annotation, molecular function: structural constituent of ribosome. The coding region runs from base 110 to 661 and encodes 183 amino acids. Gene Ontology annotation, biological process: mitochondrial transcription; translation. The transcript is spliced from 2 exons.
AAAAGGUCUAUUGUGAACAACGUGAAGAAAAGAAGGUGGAUCGUUGCUUUUGACAGCUGACACCACCGCUGAUAUAACAGGUUAAUUGGGAAUCAGGUAAUAUUCCGUCAUGAACUUCAUACGCCUCGUCAUGCGCCAAUUCACUCGUCACAGUGUCCGUGCUCGUACGUAUUCUGCCGAAGCAGCACCUGCAACCGCUAGCGGUGCCGAGAAACUAGUACCACCACCCCCAGAAGGUUUAGCCAAAACAGCAAACCCAAAGUUGGAAAACAUCGUCAAUAGUAUUGCUGCAUUAAAUCUGCUAGAAGUUUCAGAACUUAGUGGGCUACUGAAAAAGAAAUUGAAUUUGCCUGAGACCGCAUUUGUACCACAAUUUGCUGCCGGCCCUGCGCGUCCUGCUGGUGGUGAAGAGGAGGAAGAGGAAGCUGCUCCAAAGAAGAUACAAACUGCCUUCAAAGUGAAGCUGCUGAAGUUCGAUGAAAAACAAAAAGUAGCGUUGAUCAAGGAAGUGAAGAACCUUUUGGAGGGCAUGAAUUUGGUGCAAGCUAAGAAGUUCGUCGAGAGUGCGCCUACCAUCGUAAAAGAAGACAUACCAAAGGAUGAAGCAGAAAAACUCAAAGAGGCACUUACCAAGGCUGGUGCAGUCAUUGAAAUUGAAUAAAAAGGUUGCUACUUUUAUAAGGAAUACGCACCGUUGCCUAAUCCUAAAUACAAACUUAUAUAUGUAGUUUUACGCAUUUUUAUGUGCACUGAUGUACGUAAAUAAGUUCAUCGUUUUAAUUCCUGAUUGAUCUAUUGUUGCUAGAGUGAAUUAUAAUAAAAUCAAUUAAAAUAA